Messenger RNA from Chara braunii, 4589 nucleotides. Lineage: Eukaryota; Viridiplantae; Streptophyta; Charophyceae; Charales; Characeae. The record is from the annotation of a GenBank genome assembly.
GUGGAUUUUCUUGAAGUCCCAAUGCCUGGCCACCAUACUUUAGACUGACCAUUGCGCUUACCCUCUUCAUGCCCACUAGGCCUCGUCUUUGUAUUCUUAACUUGGAAUCUUCCACUGUGAUUGUGAUGUACUGUGUGCGCAUUUUCAGUUCUAGAAACUCCAGAAUGGAUGGGCUUGCAUGGUGUACGUGACAGGAGAUCUAGCUGGUAGGGUCGGAAGAUUGUCGAUCAUGUACUUUACCAGCACAACCGCGGUUUCUGCGUGGAAUAGAGUGCUCUGGUUGCCUCUUGGGACUGAAAACUGACUCUUCCACUCUCUCUUGGUCCGUAUUCCAGAUCUCUGUGGCUGCCUGACUGGACCCCGGGGGAGAGUAGGGUGCUGGAAGCCUAUCGAGUUUGUGCGACUAGCACAGAUGCGAUCUUUCUUACGCCGGCUCUCUUGCUCGGGAAUGCGGAGAUUGGUUUGCGUGCCUGUCUGGCCUAGAAACCGAUUUCCAGUUUCAAUCUAUAUGCAUCAUAUUGAUCUCUGUGCCUAUCUUCCAGGGGCAAUACGGCAAUACUGACACUGGGACUUAUAUUGGAUUGUACGUGGGCAGAUUCAGUCUCUCAGAAUAUUGUGAGUAUGCCCUAACAGUUCAUUCCGUCUCCAGUUCGCCCAUUCCGUUGCUGUUUUCUUGUUCACUUCUGGCUCUCAAUAUGCUUGUCGCGUGAUCUCCUCAGGCCAUCCGUCUUGGCGCAGCGUCUUACGCUGUUGUCCUGGAGUCAGACUGAAAAAAUGGAUAGAGUUCAGGGUACUGGUCAGGUGCUUGGCAACGGCAUCGUGACUCUUCGAUUUACCGUAUGUGGCGCGUCUCUUUGAAUCGGAGCAGAUGGGGGCGAUGUUGCUGGAACGCGUCGAGAGCACACGAUAGAUAGUGAGUUUGCCCUGGUGAGGAAAGGUGGGGAUCUCGUAAGAGGAUGCGUACACAUCGCAGGACAGCAGGUGGAUGGAUUUUCUGGAGGGCUGAGCUUGCAGGAAGGAGGGGGUGGGUUGUGCACGUCUAAGGCAAGAACUCUUCCAUUCCGAACGCAUCUUGCGGGGGGCGGUCGGUUGUUUCCCUACUAUAAACGGGGUUUGCACUAUCCGGUAGCGAAGGAACGGAUGGAUUGAGGCACGCAUGGUGUUAGGAAGGGGUGUCAGGAUUCACUUCAGAGCACUGGCGCUGUAAAGGAGGCAUAUGACUGUUCUUGGCGAUGGAAGCCUGAGAGAUGGAGGAGGUGGUGGUGGUUGACCACACAAUCGAGAGGAGGAUUUUUUUUGUCAGGAAAGUCUCUAAUCUGAAGGAGGGAGGAGUGGAUGGAAAUGGCUGGAUGGUGCAAGCAGAAGGCGGAACGGAAUGCCUGUCCUGCGGAAUAUCCCACUCACGGGAAGGAGCCGGUGCUCUUGCGGCAGCGACCGCCUUCCGUGUUGUGCAGCAGUGGUUGUGACAACAUGGCACACAGGAUGCCGUCCCUGCUGAGUUGGCACUUGCUGGGAAGGUCCGAUUUUUAUACACGGAUGGCAAGGUGGUAGAAGGAAAUCGAUUCGCACCUUGCAGUUGUGGCUAUCCUGCAUUUUCAAACCAGGAGUGCUUCGCAAACACGCUAAAGUUAACAUGUUUGGAUAUGAGAGGGCGUGACGUGUGAGGACAGAGUCAUUCAUGAAGAAAGUUACGUUGCAGCUUCCGGCUGUAGUGGAGCAGCUUCCGGUUGCAGCGGAGCAUUCUUCAAACCACCAAGUCCCGAGAGGCUCGCCGGUUAAGGUGCUGGGAUGUGUGGGCUGGUCGUGCGAGGACAAAUUCUUUCAUGAUGGCCCCCUAAUGUCACAGGUCGGCGUGGUGAAAAGGAACUGGUGGUCUAACUCAAUUCCCAAUUUGCCACGCGUCAGACUGCUUUGAUAAGAAGUGGAAUCGGAAAGCGGACAUUUUCAAACCUCAGGUACGUAUUUCUUGGGAUGUACGCUGUGCGAUGACAGUUUCAUUCAUGACGACCCUAACAUCACAGGCCGGUGCAAAGUGGAAAAGUUAACGGUGGCUAAACACGAAUUUGCCAUGCAUUAGGCUGCUGUCAUAAGAACUGGAAUUGGAAGUGGUUUCAGGCUGUGUUAGGGCAUACUCACACAGUACCACUUUCCCAAAUGCAUGUGACCGCAAGUUGGGCCAGACCUGGAUGAACCUGACUGCAAUCGCGGCCAGAGCUUCGCAGAAAAAAACUCCCUAGUGUGAGUAAAUUUCGCUACGACAGCUGUGCAAACGUGCUGUGCCAAAGUUGUGAUUGGAAGUGGUUUCAGGUUAUCGUCUUCUCCUUCGGCGAAGUUUUCCCAUUUUUGGUGAAGGCAGUGCAUAGCGCGAACGGUGUCUCUUGCGGCCAUCUGUGGUGUCUGGUGUUUGUGCGAUCAGCCAAGCGCGAGCUGCAGCAGCUAAGUGAACGGUCCAGUGGGGUGGAGCCGAGGUGGCAUCUUCCGCACAUCUUGCAAUAAAUGUGCUAGUUACUGUUCGGCCGGAACGCGUGUCCUUUUGGGCUGUUCUGCUGUGCGGUUGGGCCUAAAAACAGAUGUGGUAGGUACAUCAUGUGCCCGUGGUGGUGGUCGUUGAAACUCCAUCCCUCACCGAGUUUCUCCGUUUUGCGUCGACAGGGCCGGCGCAUUCUCGCAUACUGAUGUGCAAAUGUGCUGUUGGAGGCAUUUUGCGACCGUUCGUCAUCUCCAUGAUUGCGUCGUCUAUGUGGAGUUUUGGCAAUCUUAUCCGAGCAACUUUCUCGACAACUGAUGCGGAAAUGCGUUGUGGGAGGCAUUUUGUGACCGUUCGUCAUCUCGAUGAUUCCGUCGUCUAUGGAGUUUUGGUAAUCUUAUCCUAGCAACUUUCUGAUGGCCGCCGGAUAUGCACAGCUGAUGCAAUCGUGUAUGCUCGGUAAAGUGUGAGAUGGUGCGUUCGUUGUUCCCCUUUGCACAGUUGGUGGCUGGCUGUGUGCCAUUCAAAGCCCUUUCAGGCCGUGCGGAAUGGCGUUCAUCUCACAGAUCUCGAACCGUCCAUAUCUCUGCAAGGUUAUUUUCGAUAAGGAUACGUAACCCGGCGACCGAGCAUGGUUUCUGGUCGUUGCCAGCAUAAGCUCAGAUUUCCUCUUGACAUCAACGUAGCAACUGAGACGACACAUUACUCCUGCAACAACUGCCAUGUCACUGAGAAUACCAGCAUGGUCAGGCAUGCCGCUGCUGUGCUGUCUGAGCCUUUUGCAAGAAAGAACCAUGUUCUUAUGUUGUGCCGGAUAUGGGGUGUGGGGGCUUUUCUGGGCGCUCGAUUCCCGCCGUGCUUGUUCCGGCAAGACUCCAAUAGUCGGGCGACGUUCUUCCGUGGCCUCUCAAGGGGCGGCGAUGUAAGAAAUCGAGCUAGCUGCAAUGCACAGGAACCAAGGCACUUGAUUUCCUCGAUGCUUCUUGUGACAAGAUGGUAAUCGAUGGCCCGUGUCCGUCCCUGGCCUCUCAAGGGGCAUUGUGAGAGAUUGAGCUAGCUGCUAAAAGGCACGUUGUUUUCCUUCAUGUUCCUUGCGACGAGACUGCAAUAGUUGGGUCGUGUCCUGGCGCGGCCUCUCAUGAGCGUUUGGUGCGGCGUCCUCGUGUAGGAAAAGGACUGGCUGGCCUGUUACAUCAGAUCAAUCCUGCGAAAUUUGGUGCUGUCGAAGGUACUACAAGGUAAAUGGUGAAGAGACCCGCUGAGGGAAGUCGGCCGAACAUAAUCUGAGAGACUGGCACAGCCGUACAUCUUGCCAACCUCCGGUUACCUGCUAGCUAUGAAGGAAAAAAUAUCAAAAAUCCCUCCGUCGUACUUCAAAAUCCGGGCUGCUACGCUCAAUUCUUGCAGUUGCGAGGAUGUCCGGCAUGCGACCGAAAUCACAUCGUUCUCAUUCGACGGAUUUCAACUGUAGUCGGGAGUUGAGGUGAGGUGCUCGUCAAGCAGGCAGGAUUAGAUCACGGCAAGGCUCACUGGAAAGUCUUGCAGUGCAAAGGCGGUAUGUUUUGUAGGAUGCCGAAUUCCUGAAACCAGCAGUAGCUUUGAGAAUGGUGGGGGUUUGCACAACUCACUAUGGCCCUCGCUCCACGACUCAGUAGCGAAAUGUGCAAAACACGAGUGAAUCUUCCGCUAGACCAAGGUUUCUGUCUUUUGUGCAUGCCGAGGGUAGUGGUGCAACUCCACUACUCAGUAGUGAAAUGUGCAAACCGAGAGUGAAUCUUCUGCUAGGCCCUAUAUAUGGGGUGGUGUCGGUUUGACAGUUUUGUGCAAAGCAAGCCGCGAUCGAUGACAGCCUUGGGUCUUCCUGUAUAUCUCCGAAUGGUUUGGCCAGUCUGAAUCCCGUGUUGAAAGGGUUGAGAGAGGUGGAUGCUGGGGGUGGGAGGGGAAGGAGGGGGCCUGCACACAAUGGUGGGGGGUGGGUGGCGGGGGUGGUUGAAGAGGUAGCAGACUGGAAUGAUCAGGUUUUGCGAACAGGAGUGGGCGUUUAGACAGUCUGCAUGUUGGGGUUUUAGCUUCGCGGUAUCACAUGAUAGCAACCAACCCUUAAUGAAAAGGGGACGCUGGG